AUUACCCUCAACUGAAUACAUCUCACUUGAUGAAAUCUUCCUGGGUAAGAACGGUUGUUCUGGGAGUUGUCAACCAGAAAGUUGAAGAGGAAGUUUUUCAGGCUGAGAUGGAGCGGAAGUUGGCCCAGUUAUUGAAUGAGGCUGUGGGCCGAGGGCGGAUCUGGAGAAGAGCAACUUUUGCUGGGAAGAACAUUGUGCAGAUGGUGAAUUUGUCACGUUUAGAGGAGGCCGACAGUCCCAUUAUGCUGGUCUAUUUUGUGGAAGAUCAAGAUGGAGAAAGGCUCAGUGCUGUGAAGGCAUCAGAUUUGAUUAAUAGAGUGGAUAUCCAGAAGGCUGCCAUCAUCCUGGGUUAUCGCAUUCAGGGUCCAGUGGCUCAGCCUGUGGAUCAAGUCAAAGAAUCUCCUCCAGAAUCACAGAAUAAUCUUUGGAUUAUUGUUGGUGUUGCAGUCCCUGUAGCUGUGGUGCUGCUGAUAAUCAUAAUUUUAUACUGGAAGCUUUGCCGCACUGACAAACUUGAAUUUCAGCCAGAUACCAUGAGCAACAUACAGCAGCGGCAGAAGCUACAAGCUCCUAGCGUAAAAGGCUUUGAUUUUGCAAAGCAGCAUUUAGGCCAACAUAACAAAGAUGACAUCCUGAUCAUACAUGAACCAACUCCUCUGCCAGGACCAAAUAAGGAUACUACACCCUCUGAAAAUGGUGACCUCCCAAGCCCCAAGACCAAGUUAUCUUCAAAGCCAUCCAAGAAUGUCCGACAUAGAGGGAGAGUUUCACCUUCUGAUGCUGAUUCCACAGCAAGUGAGCACUCGAGUGGCCGAGAAACAGGAGAUGAAACCGUAAGACCUCAAAUAGCUGUCAGUGAGGUGAAAUCUCACAGAGUUAGCAAAUCUGGCCCUCCACAGAUCACUAAUGGAACUGAGCAGCACUCUUCAGCCUCUAUCUUUGAGCAUGUGGACCGAAUGUCACGAUCCUCUGAAAUCAGUAGAAGAGUCCCUAGCAAGAUCCAACUGAUUGCUAUGCAGCCCAUAACAGUGCCUCCAGUGCAAAACCAACCACUCUCUGACCGAGUUGCAGAAACCAAUAAAAUUAAUAAGGAGAUACAAACAGCUCUGAGGCAUAAAUCUGAGAUUGAGCAUCAUCGUAACAAGAUCCGACUACGAGCCAAGCGCAAAGGACAUUAUGAAUUCCCAGUUGUGGAUGACGUGGUUAUCAUUGAUACCAAAGAGCAGCAGCAGAUGUACCGCAAGGCACAGAUGCAGAUAGAUAAAAUCUUGGACCCUGGUGGCAACAUGCCACCUGUUUUCAUAGAACCCAGGAAGAGUUCACGGGCAAAACGAUCUCCAAAGCAGCGCCGGAGGCAUCAGAUGAAUGGAAGCCCAAUGGAUGCAGACAAGGACAGACUAAUCACAACAGACAGUGAUGGGACUUAUAAAAGGCCUCCGGGUGUCAACAACUCAGCCUACAUUUCUGAUCCUGACCUUCCUGCAGAUCCCCAGACACCUUCUUCAUCUGAAUUGGGAAAAUACUCAGGCCUGCCUUCCCACGCUAUCCAAUAUGUCCCUCCUCAGCCAUCUAUUGAAGAGGCCCGGCAAACAAUGCAUUCUCUCCUGGACGAUGCCUUUGCCCUGGUGGCUCCUAGUAGUCAAGCAUCUAGUUCUGUUGCCAUCGCCCAUCCUGGAGGGUCAGGAGGACAGUCAACAAACACUCCUGUUCGGGCACCAAGAGAUACCCCCAGUAGUCAGUGGGGAUCACCCUACAGCCAGGCUCACACAAGAUACAUGGAAUUUGGGAUGACUCCACCCUCAGCGCCAGGCCUGUUGCAGAGGCAAAACUUAGGACCAGGGUUUCUUCCACCUGUUGAAUUAAUACACCCCGACCCACAGCCAUCUGAUGUCCAGUAUUCCACUCGAGGUAUCUAUCCCGAGGAAAUGCCAUCAGUGGCACGGCCACGGCCAGUUGGAAGCACUGCAGGUUCUCAGAUACAGCACCUCACUCAGGUGGGAAUUGCUAGCAGGAUCGGAGGUCAACCAAUGGAGAUCCCCUCAGGCAGAGCAGGGCAUGGCCAGCCAGGGGAACAAGGGUGGCCCCCAUACCGUGGAGAGGAUGAAUUUGCUAGGAGAGAAGCAACACAUAUGCCUGGACAUCACGAAUAUUGCUCCUCACCAGUAUUCCAGAUGCCGCGGAAUUCAGCUCGACAGCCUUCAGCUCCACCUGUUCAUCUGCCAGCCAGCAACCAGCAAGGUCCAGGUCUUUGCUACAAUACCAGCUCCCCUGAGGACCUCCAAACAGGACAUUCUUCUGCCUCCCUCAUCAAAGCAAUCCGAGAGGAGCUUCUCCGGCUCUCUCAGAAACAGACCAUUGUGCAGAACUUCCACAGCUGAUUUGUUCUGUCCUUGCAAAUCAGCCAAUUAUCUGCUUCCUGUGGAAGCUCGACUUGCAGGAAAAUCAGCAAGAGCCUGCUGUUCUUCUAUCAGA
This is a messenger RNA of Python bivittatus (Burmese python), 2472 nucleotides long. The record is from RefSeq and is a predicted model, not a curated record. NCBI's taxonomy places the organism in Eukaryota, Metazoa, Chordata, Lepidosauria, Squamata, Pythonidae.